AUGCCAGAAACAGCAGAGGCUGUGUCAGCCACUCUCACCACCAACAGAAACUGCACCAUAGAAAUAACCAAUGUCAGCGGCAGCUACUGCCUCAUCAACCCCAAGGUAUUCAUGGAAAGUGGCUUCUCUCAGCACCCGCCCCAGCCGACAAUUCGUCCUGCCAUGACUGAAGUGUGCUCCUUCACCAAGGAUGACAACACUGCCACGGGCGCUGUCGGCUUACUGACCUAUGACCUAUUUCAUAUGCAGAGCCGGGUUUGCUCUGAGCGCAUGGCCAUCAUGUUCUCUGUGCCCUUUGACCGUAACCUGUACAAGAACCGACUGACCAUGGGCAUGGUUGAACAGUCCCGUGCCUGCGACAAAAAUCUGUACGACCAAAUGUAUGAUGGGAAAGACCUCAGUAGCUUUACCCGUUCUGACGCAAACGGCAGUGGGCUGGAAUACAGAGCCAAAUAUGUUGACUUGAGGGCCACAAUGUCUUCUAUCGGUAAAGCCAUUGUUAAAGUGGAGCUCUACGAUAAAAUGGGCCAUUAG
Scomber japonicus (chub mackerel) is the source of this 534-nucleotide messenger RNA. RefSeq lists its product as uncharacterized. The transcript has 2 exons. Gene Ontology annotation, molecular function: channel activity. NCBI's taxonomy places the organism in Eukaryota, Metazoa, Chordata, Actinopteri, Scombriformes, Scombridae. Gene Ontology annotation, cellular component: pore complex. The coding region runs from base 1 to 534 and encodes 177 amino acids. Gene Ontology annotation, biological process: cytolysis in another organism; pore complex assembly; monoatomic cation transport. The record is from RefSeq and is a predicted model, not a curated record.